GACCGUGAAGCAUCAAACUCACUCACAGGGUGAUAAGUGCGCAAAUGAUGAUAUUGCAGUUCCUACUUUCAGAUGACACUAUUCAAGGUUUUGCCUAACUUACAAGUUUAAAUUAGGGAAAAUCUGCUUCACUUUUCUCACGUUUAUAGAAGAGAUAUUGAUGUGAGAGCCACAAAAAAAUCAAAAAGUCAAAUAAUUGUGAAGCACUACAUAGUGGAAGAAGAAUCUUUUACUUAAGUAAAAGUAGCAGUAUCAGAGUGUAAUAAUACUAAGAACGCCCUGUUUCAGAAUAAUUUAUAAAAUAUAUUACACAAAAAGAACGCAUUAAAGUAACCCGUUCUUAUUGAAGACAGGGAUGUGUUUUCUCUGAUUUGUCCCUGUUUUCUAAUGCCUUCACUUUUUUCUCAGAGACUAUGUUUUUAAUCCUAUAUGGAUUUAUAUUAUUCACCUAAUAUGUUCAUUUUUCUGGGUAAUCUCAUCCCAUGUCACUUUAUGUUUCCAUUAUUUUUGAAUUUGUUUCACCUGCCAUGUAAUUAUCUCAGUCAUGUUACUGCCUCCCAUUGGUUGCUGCUAUAGGUGAGGCCAUGCCCUUGUUGUCUGUUUUAAAGCACUGAUGAAGACCUGCAGUGGUCGAGACACAUUGGCUCUUUUACUAAUUUUGUCAUUAUUAUAAAGAGUUUCAAUAUUUCCCUUCUCAUUUAGAUAUUUUUCAAGUGCCUGGAUUGCCUUCCUGUGUAUCAAGGUGUUCUCCGUUUUCCAUGAGCAACCGACUUUUCAUUUUUAUGUGAACAGUAACACCGCCACCAUGGGAUUUCUACUGUCCAAAUCCAUGGAUGCAAACUUUAAAAAGCAGCAAGAGUUCAUGCUCCACAAUGCACGGCUGCAGAUGGAGCGUCAGAUCCUGAUGCAGAACCAGAUGAGAGAGAGACAGAUGGCGAUGCAGGUUGCCUGGUCCAGAGAGUUUCUCAAAUACUUUGGGACUUUCUUUACAGUGGCUGCAGUUGGACUCACUGUAGGUGCCAUUAAAAGAAAGAAACCAUUCCUUCUGGCUCCAAUCAUCCCUCUUGGCUUUAUAUUGACCUACCAGAUGGACAGCGCCUAUGGGACACUUAUUUAUCGCAUGAGAGGUGAGGCUGAGAGCAUCAUGACGUCUGAACAUGACCGUCUGGACUUGCCUCACGGGACUCCGACUUUUGAUAGCAUAGAGAAAGCCCGCCGUGCUCGAAGCAGCCUCACCUCCUUCUUGGAGAAAUGACUUGUUGGUUAUUUGAGACAGAAUUAUAACCGUCCAGUCGAUGCAUUCACCCAUUCUGCUUUUGCUUGAAAAAACUGUCAAACUGCCUUUUCGACGCUAUUGAGUCUAUGGUUUGCACUAAUUCUGUAUCAUGGACCUCAGGUCAAAUAAGUCCCGAUAUAAUGUUAAAGUUAUUUCAGUGGUUAUUGUUAUUAGAGGUGCAUCAGUAGCAAAACACAUAUUUUUAUCCCAAACAAAAUACUUGAGUUGAUUAGGAAUGCACUGUCAGUUCUUUAGAAUAUCAUAAAAUCAAUCUGUAGUAUAACUAUUUGCUUCAAUUACAUUCAACCCGUUUAAUCUAGUUACAAGGAGACUGAAGCUGUGUCCCAAAUCCAGACCAAAUCCCAACCUUAUGUACUACAUACUAAUCUGUUACUUAUUUUACCAAUUUCUAUAAAAAACUAUGAACAUACUUUUACAUAUUAUAUGAACAGAUAAUGAUACAAUAUGUAACUGCAACUUUGGACAGCUACUGCCACUUUAACUUUACAAAGAGACAUCAAAAUGUUUAGUAUUAGUAUUAAAAGUUUAGUAUAAUAAAGUUUAUUAAAAGUUUAUUGAAAUUUAAAGAAGUGACAAAGUUAUACACAGGAAAUCUUUAGAGUGCACAACAGAUAUGUCAAUUUAAGAAAGUGCAUUGAUGAUAUUGGAACACAACAUGUAAUCUUCCACGAAUUAUUCCUCAACCCCACAGGCGCCAUUUACAGGCAAAGUUCUAUAUAUUAAAGGGUGCGUAGACCUGAGAGACUUUCUCAUUGUCCAUCAUUUUGAUAGAGAGGGUCAUAUUAAGUUAUGUCAUAAUCUAUUAUUACCUGUCAGUUUAAAUAAAGAAAACAUAGGAUAAAAUCUAGACUGUGGAGGAUUUAGUGACAUCUAGUGGCGAUGUUGCAGAAGUGAAACUGUAGGAGAACUACACGGCCAACGCAGGUGUUUGGUUUGUCUGUUCUUGGUGGUUAUCGCCACAUCUAUGGAAUUUUUUGAGUCACAAACUGAGUAUCUGAUCUUAUCAAGGUUUAGACAGGACAUAUUGCCCCUUAAAGAAUUAAUAUUUUGAGCUGUUUCACCACAAAUUAUUUUAACCAGCUGGUGCAGCGCUAUUUCUUUUAUACAUAACAUUUUGAGGGAUGAUAGUGCAUCAUCAACAAACUCAACAAUCGAUGGUUUUUAGUAGGCAUGCUGUCUAAUUUCAGUUUAGUUUGUCAUAUUUUCAGUUUGAACACAACAGCUCCUAAAAAGAAGCUUAGCGUCAGUAUGUCGUAUGGCAUUGGGAUACAGCGUAUGUCUCAACAAGCUGUUUUUAUUCUUGUUGAUCAUGUUUUAGUUAAAGAUGCAUUAAGUGACUUUUGACCACUAGAGGACCGACAGACUCUUCAACACACUCACAGUAACGUAACCCUCACACUGUCUGAGGUUAUCGAGGAAUUACGGCUGAUAUUUGAGCAAACAGUUGCCUACUUGCACACGAGGCAGACACAAAGCAACAAACAUUGGUGUGUAUUUCUUGCAACCUGAAACGUACAAAUGCAAUAUUCACAUUAUGCAAUAUUCAUGCUUUUUAGCUCUGUUUUGGUGCACAAACUCUGCUGUGUUUGCUUGUUAGAUGCUUAACUUUUGGGUUUAACAUUAGAUAUCUGAUAUUUCCUGUCAGGCAGGUACGCUUGCUGUCAAAGCAAUAAUCAAAGAGUGAUCAAAAUUUUCAUAUCAAAUUUUUAUUUGGGAACAUUUUCAACACUGCAGAUAUUUAUCCUGACAGCAAAAGAUUUUUAUCAUUUCAAACUGAAGCACUAAAGCUUUUGGUCAUUUAUGGAGGUUAAAUUAGAGUGCUAAGGAGCUUUAUAUCAGAGGUGUAGUUGGUGCACCUGUAACUUUCAUUUUUGUUACACAAAAACACAGAUAUAUUCAGUGGAUGUAAAAUAUGCUGGUGCUGAUAUUUAUGCGAUGUGUAUUAAUUUUAACUCAUGUUUGACAUUAUGGAAAAUAUAUUUGAAAAUAAAAAAGAAAUAUUGCCAAGA
Molecule: messenger RNA, 3306 nt
Organism: Plectropomus leopardus (leopard coralgrouper)
Lineage: Eukaryota; Metazoa; Chordata; Actinopteri; Perciformes; Serranidae
Source: RefSeq, a predicted model, not a curated record